Messenger RNA from Tarenaya hassleriana, 891 nucleotides. Its product is annotated as oil body-associated protein 2C. Bases 63 to 770 code for a protein of 235 amino acids. The transcript is spliced from 3 exons. Lineage: Eukaryota; Viridiplantae; Streptophyta; Magnoliopsida; Brassicales; Cleomaceae. The record is from RefSeq and is a predicted model, not a curated record.
CCAAAAAAAAAAAAUUGAAACCCAAACCAAUAAGAAGAAAAAGGAGAUUCUUGGUCGGAGAUAUGGAUUCCGGCGAGGAUAAGAUCCCUCCGGGAGACCGGACGGCGGUCGGAACGACGGUGGUGGAUGUCGGAACGAUGAUUCUGCAGAGGCGGAGACCGGUGAAGCAAAUGAACCAACACGUCUCCACCUUCUCAAUCUACGGCGGAGAUAUGCCACGUCAGAUCUCGACCCACCACUUCCUCCACCGCCUCAACUCCGAUUUCCUCCAGUCCGCCGUCUACGAUUCCGACUCCUCUGGCGCACGUCUCAUCGGGAUUGAAUAUAUAAUUUCGGAUCGGUUAUACGAAAAUCUACCGCAAGACGAGCAAAAGCUAUGGCACUCUCACGCUUACGAGGUCAAGUCCGGGGCUUGGAUUUAUCCGCAAAUGCCCGAAAAGUUAGUCGCUCCCGAGCUCAAUAACAUCGCCAAGACAUACGGCAAGUUUUGGUGCACUUGGCAAGUGGACCGAGGCGAUAAGCUACCGAUUGGUCCGCCCGAGCUGAUGAUGUCGCCACAGGCCGUGGACCGAGGGGUGAUCAGGCCUGAGCUCGUAAAGAGCCGGGAUGAGAAGUAUAAGAUUUCAACCGAUGAAUUGAAGCAUCGGAGGGCGGAGAUAGCGGAACCCGAGUGGAUUAACCCGAUGGCCGAUUACUGGAAACAGCACGGUAAGUGUUUCCUACUCGAUAUCGUCCCUGUCGAGAUGAACCGUAACGCACCUUUCCCUUGAACCGAGUAUGGAACUAUUAGAUGAGUACGGAACUAUAAGAUAUAAUCAGGUUCUGUGAAAAAACAUUGUGUAACAUCAUUUUCAAUUUAUUUGGUAAUUCCGAAAAACCGAAAUUAUAAUA